AUGGCAUUGCUCCUGUGGCUGUGGUCCCAGCUGUCAUCCUGCUGGAGCAACAUCUCCAUACUGGGAGUUUUUCUUACAGUCUUUACUUUACUUCUUGACUUCAUGAAGCGCAGGAAGAAGUGGAGCCGUUACCCCCCGGGCCCAGUGUCACUGCCGUUCAUUGGGACCAUGCUGUACAUUGAUUUCCGAAACCCCCACCUCUCCUUUAACCAGCUUCACAAGAAGUUUGGAAACGUCUUCAAUCUCCAGAACUGCUGGACCAACCUGGUAGUACUGAACGGGUAUAAAACAGUGAAGGAAGCCCUGGUUCACAGAUCGGAGGACUUUGCUGACCGGCCAUACUUUCCAGUAUAUGAACAUCUGGGCUAUGGAAAUAAAUCUGAAGGGAUUGUUAUAGCAAGAUACGGGCACAUCUGGAAGGAGCUAAGGAAAUUCACGCUCUCUACCUUGAGGAACUUUGGGAUGGGAAAGAAAUCCUUGGAGGAGCGAGUGACGGAGGAAGCGGGAUUUCUGUGCUCUGCAGUCAAUUCUGAAGAAGGUUGUCCUUUCGAUUUACGUUUUCUUGUAAAUAAUGCAGUCUGCAAUGUGAUCUGCACCACCAUCUACGGAGAGCGUUUCAACUACGGGGAUGAGACAUUCAAGAAGCUGUUACAUUUGUUUGAAAACUCCUUGAAUGAAGAAACUGGAUUCCUGCCUCAGCUUCUUAACGUGGUGCCUAUUUUGUUGCGCAUCCCUGGAGUGCCACAGAAAGUCUUUCGAGGGCAAAAGGCAUUCAUGGACUUCAUAGAUGUGCUCAUAGAUAAGCACAUGGAGACCUGGAACCCUGCUUACAUCCGAGAUUUCACUGAUACGUUUUUAAAGGAAAUGGAGAAGGGUAAGGAGGCUGAAGAGCGCGGUUUCAACUACAACAACCUUCGUCUGGUGACCGCAGACUUGUUUGCAGCUGGUUCCGAGACCACCUCCACCACUCUCCAGUGGGCAUUUCUGUACAUGCUUCUCCACCCAGAAAUACAGGGUAAGGUCCAAGCAGAGAUUGAUAAGGUGAUUGGCAGAGAGAGAUCACCCACCAUGGAGGACCAAGUGAGCAUGCCCUACACUAAUGCUGUGAUCCAUGAAGUGCAACGCUACGGGGAUGUUGUUCCUCUUGGACUACCUCACAUGACGUACCGGGACACCGAGUUGCAAGGCUUCUUCAUUCCCAAGGGGACGACAAUCAUCACCAACUUGUCUUCCGUGCUGAAGGAUGAGGCAGUCUGGGAGAAGCCGAACGAGUUUUACCCCGAACACUUCCUGGAUGCGAACGGGCAGUUUGUGAAACCAGAGGCCUUCCUGCCUUUCUCAGCAGGUCGCCGUGCCUGCCUGGGGGAACAGCUGGCCAGGAUGGAGCUCUUUAUUUUUUUUACCACUCUCCUGCAGAAAUUCACCUUUGUGCUCCCCGAGGACCAGCCCAGGCCACGGGAGGAUGGUCACUUUGCCCUCACGAACUCCCCACACCCAUACCAGGUGCGAGCUGUCCCAAGAUAAGUGCACACCACUCCUUUCACUCAGAGACCACCACCAAUGCAAACUCUGUCAGAAAUGUUGCAGGUCUAGGCAGGAUCAUGUCGGGUUCCACUCAAGACCUCUCAAGUCUGUGCCGAUGUCCCCAGCUGUGUAAAGUAAGGAUCUGGCCCAAUAUAUAGUUUAGCUUAAUUCCAGUCCUGGAUCUUGAAUCAGACAGCCACAGCAAGUUACAAAUGAUGAUCAAGUUUGCAAGUACAUACAUGCCUAAUCAGCCAGCUCUGCUGUACUUUGUUUGGGCUCUCACUGGUUGCAGAAGCAGUUCACUGAGCACGCAGCUACUGAAAGAAUUAUUAGUCCUGAAUCAGUUUACUGAAAUACAAGGGUAUCCUGGGUAAAAGACAACCCUGGGGUCUUGCCAAUUCUAGGAGCAAAAAAACUUGGAAAAAUCCGUACGGUACUCCUGGCCCACUCCCUUCCUUGUUAGCCCCACUGCGUACCCAAGCCACGCUCUGCCUCCGAUGCGGUGCUGUCCCACAGCAGCACGUGCCUCUGCCUGGUGCUCAGGGGAGUCCAGCUCUGGCUCGGUUCCUGCAAAAACAAUCCACGGCCCAUCAGCUGAUUUGGCACGUGCCGCUGGUGGGCAGGGAGAGAGCUUCAGCUCUGACAACAAGGUGACAUUUAAAUGCAGUUUGAGAGCAGUGCUCCUGAAAAAUCUUACCAUCCAAUAAACACAUAUCCCCUUCAUUCCUUCUUGUUUAUUGCAUACUCCUGUCUACUGCAAACAUAUUACAUUGCCUUCAUUUAUAGCCCCAAAGAAAGUUUCAGUCCAGAGAAAUGCCUGACAACCCUUAUGUCACACUAUGCCUCCUGUAAGAGUAAAUACCAAGAAAGAGUACAUAAAUAAUCGGUAUGGAGUUUCAGCCACAAAAGCAGGUCAUUUGUGGAAUACAGAAAUUCCUAUAAAUAUAUUUUAAGAGGAAUCCUGGUGUCUAGAUUUACCCUCUCCUAUCUGAAUAGUUCCUGAAAACUGCUUUUUUCAGCAUUACAUAAAGUCAGCUCUUGGCCAGGCUUGGAACUCACAAAGGGAUGGAGUCACGCUGUUUGAAACAGUACAGCUGUAGAUUUCAGAGCUACCUUUCUUCCUGCAAUAUUCCUGACAAAUUGUUUUGCAAGGUGUUAAGAUAUGUUGAUGUUUAGAUUAGUAGUAACUACCUUUUAACCAUGUGGCUGAAAAGACCAUAGCAUAAAGGAGCUUCUACGCAUAAUCACAACUAAAAAAAAAAAAUCUCUGAAACUGGGUGCAAGUGUGUGCACACACUCGUAUCUAUCUUUCUAAUAGUAAUUUUGGAAGGUAUGAAAGCUAUUGAAUUAUG
Molecule: messenger RNA, 2876 nt
Organism: Pygoscelis adeliae (Adelie penguin)
Lineage: Eukaryota; Metazoa; Chordata; Aves; Sphenisciformes; Spheniscidae
Product: cytochrome P450 2D17
Exons: 9
Coding region: 1-1524 (507 amino acids)
Biological process (GO): arachidonate metabolic process; xenobiotic metabolic process
Cellular component (GO): cytoplasm; intracellular membrane-bounded organelle
Molecular function (GO): oxidoreductase activity, acting on paired donors, with incorporation or reduction of molecular oxygen, reduced flavin or flavoprotein as one donor, and incorporation of one atom of oxygen; heme binding; iron ion binding
Source: RefSeq, a predicted model, not a curated record